Messenger RNA from Anguilla anguilla (European eel), 4281 nucleotides. It is a transcript of the gene arhgap17a, whose product is annotated as Rho GTPase activating protein 17a. The coding region runs from base 159 to 2735 and encodes 858 amino acids. NCBI's taxonomy places the organism in Eukaryota, Metazoa, Chordata, Actinopteri, Anguilliformes, Anguillidae. Gene Ontology annotation, biological process: signal transduction; positive regulation of GTPase activity; regulation of actin cytoskeleton organization. The record is from RefSeq and is a predicted model, not a curated record. Gene Ontology annotation, cellular component: cytoplasm; intracellular anatomical structure; cytosol. The transcript is spliced from 21 exons. Gene Ontology annotation, molecular function: GTPase activator activity; protein binding.
UAUCGUAUGCCAGCUUUUCAGUGCAGGGAAGUAGAUGCUACGUGUACUUCCUGCCUCUCUAAACCGCUAGCUAUCAGCUCUGCUUCGAGAGCUAAAGGGUAUCGCUGGAGACACUUAAAACUUGCAAAAACAAGGAGGACAUAGGAUAAGAAGUGAAAAUGAAGAAACAGUUUAAUCGGAUGAAACAACUGGCCAACCAAACGGUUGGGAGAGCUGAGAAGACAGAGGUUCUUAGUGAUGACCUUUUACAGAUCGAGCGGCGUAUGGAGCUGGUGCGUGGGGUCUCUCACAACGCGCACAAGAAGCUGAUCACAUGUCUGCAGGGGCACCUCGGCACCGACGCGGAGAAGAGACACAAGAAACUCCCCCUCACGGCGCUAUCACAGACCAUGCAGGAUGGAGGAGCUCAGCUGGGAGAAGAGUCUCUGAUUGGUAAGAUGAUGGAGGUCUGUGGGGAGGCAGAGAACCGUCUGGCCUCUGAGCUGAUGCAGCAUGAGGUGCAGAUCGAAAAAGAUGUCCUUGACCCCCUUAAUCAGCUAGCAGAGGUUGAUAUUCCCAACAUCCUGAAACAGCGCAGGCAGCUGGCCCGGCUGGUGCUGGACUAUGAUUCCGCAAAAGCUCGAUGGUUGCAGGCAACCAAGUCGGUAAUCUCAGGAACAAACACUCAAGCACUGACAGCCAAGGUGGACUCCCUCAAAGAGGAGGUGGAUGAAGCUAUGAACAAAGUGGAGCUCUGCAAGGACCAGCUGGCUGCAGACAUGUACAAUUUCUUCUCAAAAGAGGGGGAUUAUGCCCGCUAUUAUGUAAUGUUAUUGGAAGCACAAGCUGAUUACCAUAGAAAAUCUUUAGCAGUGCUGGAAAAUGUGCUGCCAACCAUUCAAGCGCAGCAAGACAGCUGGACUGAGAAGCCUGCCUUUGGGACGGCUCUUGAGGAGCACCUGAAGCGGAGCGGGCGGGAGAUCGCGCUGCCCAUCGAGGCCUGCGUGAUGAUGCUGCUGGAGACCGGCAUGAAGGAGGAGGGCCUGUUCAGGAUCGCCGCUGGGGCCUCCAAGCUGAAGAAGCUGAAGGCGGCGCUGGACUGCUCCACCUCCCAGCUGGAGGAGUUCUACUCUGACCCCCACGCUGUAGCCGGUGCUCUGAAGUCCUACUUGAGGGAAUUGCCAGAGCCUUUAAUGACCUUCCAGCUGUAUGACGAGUGGACACACGCAUCCAAUGUGUCUGACCAAGACAAAAGGCUGCAGGCAUUGUGGGUGACAUGCGACCAAUUGCCAAAGAACAAUAAGGCCAACUUCAGGUAUUUGGUGAAAUUCCUGGCCAAGCUUGCCCAGGACAGUGAAGUCAAUAAAAUGACCCCCAGCAACAUUGCCAUUGUACUGGGUCCCAAUCUGCUGUGGGCUAAAACAGAAGGGACCCUGGCAGAGAUGGCAGCAGCUACCUCUGUUCAUGUGGUGACCAUAAUCGAACCCAUCAUCCAGCACGCUGACUGGUUCUUCCCUGAGGACGUGGAGUUCAACGUGUCGGGCAUGUUUGCCAUGCCCACCCCUCUUGCAAACCACACCAACCACCUGAGCAUGCCUGACUUGGACUCGGGCACUAUAGAGAGAAAGCGGCCAGGCAGCGUGGUCCUGCCGGAGGGCGACGGUCCCCGCAAAGACAGCCCUGCUAAUAAAUUAUCGGACCACACCCCCCGUAGAGCCAGCACUCUAAAUAGAAAGCAGCACACUUCGCCUGCCUUCCAGCCCCCCCUGCCCCCGGUGGAGGCCGGGGGGGCUGCGCCGGUACAGUGCGGUACCGAGCUUCCGCCCGCGCAGCAGGCUCAGGCCACGGGUUUGGGCCUGGAGGUGGGCCAGUCCAGCGCGGGGUUACCGGCCGCGGCGUCGCCGGCCGCCCAGCACGCUGAAGAGCUCAGCUUCUCGAAGCCCCGUGACCCCAGCUCCACACCCCCUCCUCAGAGGAACGGAGGGGCGGGCGUGCAGGCGAGCGGCCCCAGCGCGGCCGGUGGCGCGGGGCAGCUGGGAGUGGGGGCCCCGCAGCCGGGCUCGAUGGGCCCCAGUCCGCACAUGGUGCGCAGAGGUACCAAGAAACCUGCUCCUGCUCCACCUAAACCAGUGAAUCCCCCUCCAGGACAGCCCAGUGUUCAGACACACUCAUCUUCAGCAGCCAAUCAGCCUUUAGCACAACCUCCCAAACCUUCCUCUGGCCACUCCCCUACCAACCAGAGCCCCAGUCCGAGCGGGCCUCAGCCCUGUGCUACACCACGCCGGCAUUCCAGCAACCAGCCACCAUUCCACGCCCCCAGCCACCCCCCUCCCCAGCCUCCCUCACAGGUCACGCCCCCGCCCCACACCAAAACCAUGAGUCAGGCAGCAGGCGAGCCUGGCACAGAACCGUCUCCACCCAGCACCCCGACUCCACCCGACAGCCCCUGUGCCACGUCCUUCACCCCCUUUCAGUCCGGCUCUCUCUCUCGGCCGCGACCCGUACCGAAGCCCAGGCACCGGCCCAGCGUGCCCCCGCCCCCACAGCCCCCCACCAACAGUAACGACAGCACCAACGGAAUCUGCAGUUCCGCCUCAAAGGUCAUCACUGAUUCCUCUGUGACUCUGAAAGGGCCUAGUCACACUUUGACCCCCGAGCUUGCUGCAGAGCAGCAGGCCACAGGCCCUGCCAGCCAGGAGUCUUCCAUCACCCUAUCCAAGGACACAGAUCUGGACUCAGAGAGUACCGCCUUGUAAGGAAGAGGACAUGCCCCUGCUUCUGAGACGCCACUCUCUCCAAAGCCUCCCAAACAGCCAAACGCGCCCCACUGCUCUGUCCACACACUGACACCUACCCAAACCCGUCACCACAUUUCCACCGUCAGCCAUUUACCCGUUGCACAAGAGCAUCAGACAAUCAAAACGCCACUGUAAUAGGACUGCCGCAGGGAAUCCUCAUUGUACAUGAGGAGGCCUUAUGAAUCCUCAUUCUGCAGCACUGAGGAGGCCUUAGGAAAGCUGCUGCUUAUUAAUGGGCGAUAUAAUUAUGCAAUAUGAAGUUUGGAAAUCAAACUGAUCAAAAUGUAUGAAUGGAUCACUGCAUCAUCUGGGAUAGUUUUGUUGACAUUGAUGGGUGAUGGCUUGUAUGUUAUGGGCAGAAAAAAAGAAACUGCUUUUUCUUAAUAGUUGAAGUAAGGUUGUCUUUAAUGUACUUUUUCAGUUUUUGGGAUGCAUUUUUUCCCUAAGUAUAUGACCUUUGUUUAAAAAAAAGAAAUCUUGAUGUAGCUAAUAUUUUAAAACAAUAUAAGUACUGGAGAAGAGUGGGUUGUGAAAGUAGAAACCAAAAACCUUAUUGCUGUAAGUGAAGCUGGUGACUGCAGGUUUCCAGUUGUCAGUUCAUACAGUUUACGCCUGUCCUCUGCUCAUUUAAUCUAUUUAUUUCCAUGAACACAUUCCCUGUGAUUGAAGUGUUAAUCCUUUUUUUGUUUCUUGCACCAUGUGGGUUAUUGAUGCCACUAUACGCAAGUAGCGGUACAUGCUGAUAAUUGCUUACAGGGGAUAUAUGAAGAACAAAUGGACUGUUAUUGGAGUGUUAUUGAUGAUGUUAUGCCUAGUUCUAGAAUCCCAUUGCUAUUUGAUAAUUACCUACUUUCACUGGCAAUGUGGCAGGUUAGAUGAAGGUAAAUGUAGGGUGUGAUUGCUUCUUUCUAAAUCAGAGUAGUAACCAUUGCUGCAAGCACAUUCAUGAAAACUGCUCACUGGCAGAAUUCAGACCCAGUGGGUACACUCAACAUAUUCAGGCUCUUUCCUUCUUUCCACUGAGCUGUAUUUUGUAAUUAACAGAAACCAUUGUAAAACUCAGCAGUGAAGUGGUAAAAGAUUCUUCAGCCCGUAAAGCCUCAUUGGCAUUGUUUGUCAUGUUUUCUUCAAUAUAAAGUCAAUACUCUGCUCAGAGACCAGAACCAAAAUGGUACCACGUCUGGGCUGCUUUGAUUACUUAUAGAAGAUUAUUUGUAAAUGUUUCAGUUCUCGUAAUGGCUAUCUUCCAGAAACAAUCUUGCCUGUUGAAAUCCUCUAUUCCUUGCUGCCUUAUAUCUAUAUUAAGUGCACUUCGCUGUCUUGCCUUGGUCCGCACUUGAGACCUUUUUGUAAAGGCUCAGAAAAAUAAACAAUGGUAUUCACAGAAUUGUUUAUGCUGCAUUUAAGCCCAGCAGUCUUUCUAAUUAUAUAUAAAUUUACAAAAUGUAUAAUGCUUGGCAAAACUCCUUUUCAAAGUAAUAAAGAAAAUCCAUUGAAAUGCUGA